GCGGUGGAAGCUAACUAACCUACAUUAUCGCUUACUUGCAUAUUCCAAUAUGUCUCAAUUGUCAGAAGUAGAACAGAUUGUCCCUCGACCUAGAGCCGAUACCGUCCCAUUAGCUACCAUGAUCGAUUAUAUGUGUCUUAAAGUGUACACCGAUCUAAUGCGCCUCGUCGAUCUUCUGCCCAGUAAAACUGAUCUCGAAAAGAAAAUGGAGAUCGCCACAUUUUUAAGUAGAACUAGACAUCUCUUUAUUAGACUUGAAGCACUUGUAAAAUGGGCAAAUAGUGCUUCG
Molecule: messenger RNA, 289 nt
Organism: Protopolystoma xenopodis
Lineage: Eukaryota; Metazoa; Platyhelminthes; Monogenea; Polystomatidea; Polystomatidae
Source: the annotation of a GenBank genome assembly